AUGUCCACCCUCCUCCCAACCACCCCCCUCCAGCGCCUCCGCGCCCGCCCCUCCUCCCCCCCAGCCCGCGCCCCACCCCACGGCCCCAAACCCCACCUCGCCGCCCUGGCCCUGAAACUCUGCCCCGCCAUCCGGCGCGCGCACGCCCGGCACGAGUACGAGAAGGACCGCGCGCGCGUGCGGGAGGUCUACGCGGGGUACCAGGAGCGGCGGCGGCGGAACAAGGGCGGUGGCGACGUCGUGGGCGGGGCGCGCGGGGGCGGGAGCGUGGUGGACCUGCGGACGUAUCUGGCGCCGGUGGAGUGGGUGCCGUUGGAGCGGGGAAGGGACCCGUGGUGGAGCGAGGAGGUGCUGGGGGAGGGGGGGGAUCCGUGGCGGUUGCCGCCCGUGGGUGAGGUUGGUUGA
This is a messenger RNA of Letharia columbiana, 405 nucleotides long. RefSeq lists its product as uncharacterized. Lineage: Eukaryota; Fungi; Ascomycota; Lecanoromycetes; Lecanorales; Parmeliaceae. Bases 1 to 405 code for a protein of 134 amino acids. The record is from RefSeq and is a predicted model, not a curated record. The transcript has a single exon.